Messenger RNA from Hippocampus zosterae (dwarf seahorse), 2870 nucleotides. It is a transcript of the gene rab11al, whose product is annotated as RAB11a, member RAS oncogene family, like. The coding region runs from base 231 to 881 and encodes 216 amino acids. Gene Ontology annotation, biological process: melanosome transport; exocytosis; neurotransmitter receptor transport, endosome to postsynaptic membrane. Gene Ontology annotation, cellular component: postsynaptic recycling endosome; axon; transport vesicle. Gene Ontology annotation, molecular function: GTPase activity; GTP binding. The transcript is spliced from 5 exons. The record is from RefSeq and is a predicted model, not a curated record. Lineage: Eukaryota; Metazoa; Chordata; Actinopteri; Syngnathiformes; Syngnathidae.
CUCAGGUUUGCUGCAACUGGUGGUGACAAGAAUACGGAGACAGUACGAGGAAGACGACGACAAACUUUGCCUCACGCUUUUCCUUUUUCCGAGGGGGAGACGAGACGUCAUCACCGCUCACGACGUGUUGUUUGACCGGCUUGACGUUCGCCUCCGGCUGUCAUCGUUUCUCUGGUCAUAGAAGUUCGCUCGACUGGUACGAACACGAGCGCGUCGAGUGAGGCGAAACUAUGACGGGCCGGGAAGAUGAAUAUGAUUAUCUCUUCAAAGUGGUGCUGAUCGGUGACUCCGGCGUCGGGAAGAGCAACCUGCUGUCCCGCUUCACCCGCAAUGAGUUCAACCUGGAGAGCAAGAGCACCAUCGGUGUGGAGUUUGCCACGCGCAGCAUCCAAGUGGAGGGCAAAACCAUCAAGGCGCAGAUCUGGGACACUGCAGGACAAGAACGAUACCGGGCCAUCACUUCUGCGUACUACCGCGGCGCCGUGGGAGCACUGCUGGUCUAUGACAUCGCCAAGCAUCUGACGUAUGAGAAUGCCGAGCGCUGGUUGAAGGAGCUGCAGGAUCACGCUGACAGCAACAUCGUCAUCAUGCUGGUGGGCAAUAAAAGCGACCUGCGCCACCUGAGAGCCGUGCCGACCGACGAGGCCCGGGACUUUGCAGAAAAACAUCGCUUGUCUUUCCUGGAGACGUCGGCCUUAGACUCGUCUAAUGUGGAGCUUGCCUUCCAGACUAUCCUCACAGCCAUCUACAACAUCGUGUCACAGCGGCAGAUGUCGGGACGUAGCGACUCGGACUUCUCGCCCGCCUCCAAUGUGGUGCCCAUCACAGUGGAGCCCACACAGAACGCGUCCAACAAGGGCAUGUGCUGCCAGAACAACUGAGAGCCUCACAGCGACAGUUAGAUGCCGACAGACAGACAGACAGACAGACAGACAGACAGACAGACAGACAGGUGGGGAAGACCAAGAAGUGGGUAGAGAUAACCACUUCACUUCUUCACAAGGACUAUUGUAGGGAGGAGUGUACGUACAUUAUCCAUGUUUAACCCUCCUGUUACCUUGGUUUCUCAGGAGUAGCGUUAAUGUUCCUUUGGUCAUUUUGACCCAUUAUGAAAAAAAAUCAAAAUAUUAAAAAGGGUUAUAGCUAGGGUGGCAAAAUUUCCGGAACGUUUCUGUGAGGGAGGGGGGUUUUCAGAUGGGCACAAAUAUUACACAAUGGAAAUUUUCCAUGGGAGUUCAUUGUAAAUUGAGGGUAAUUUCAUGGAAAGGUAUCAUAUUAUAAACAUUUUGUUUUGUCGUUUACAGACAUCUCUAUAAAUUAUGAAGAUAGCUCUUCUUGCCUGUCACGUUACCUAAUUGCUCCCUCUUUUUUUUUUCUCCCACACUUGGUUCGAGCGGUGAUGAAUUGCAUCACGGUACUAUUGUUCAGUGAACCCCCACUAUUCAUGGAGGAUUGGGAGCAAGCCCUCCCACAUAAAUCCCCCCCCCCCGGCCCCCGCAAAAGGCUUCAUGAUUGUACGUAGACGCCACAACAGUGGCCAUACAACGCAUUUCCUUGGGACCAAGAGACCAUAAAAUGUCGUCACCCAAAUACUUUUUUUUCUGUUAGACAAGGCUUUGGCCUGGUUAAAUGAAGUGCCUCCUUUCACUUGAAUACUGCAACAUGGCGGCAAAGCCAUUAUGGAUAUUAGAGGGGUUCGCUGUCAUUUAUUGCAAAGGUAUUGAAAAUCAUUUUGUUUUGUCACAACCAGGCACCCAUGCCAACAUAAAUCGCUCUCCUUGCACAAAUCUAAGGGCAUGAACAACAGUCAGGGUUCGGCUAAAAUCUUAAUGCGUUUAAGUGUCCCAUAAGAGCCAACCUCCAAAUGUAUCAGUUUAUCCAUAUUUUUUUAUUAUUAUUUUUUUUAGAUCCCAUGGUCAAUUUCUAACUUUGAAAAUUCUCAGGAUUUUGCAUCCUGAGUUGUAUCGAAUGGUGAUGCACCAUCGCCAUCAAGAUUUACAGUUAAGUCACUAUACUUCUUACAUUUUACAUAUCUUUGCUUUUGAAUGUCGGUUUGACAUAAGAGCGGGAUUAGCCGGAGAAGAGGUUGAGGUAGUUUAGCACUCUGUUAAAGUUACUAGUUUAAUAAUCCGCCCCCCCAUAAAAAAAUUAAUUUCUUGCCACCGCCAGUCGAACCUUCCCAAAGACUGUCGCCACUUGCCUCAAUUGCUCAAUGUCUCAUCCCAAAAUAUUUAUUGAACACUACCUUCUAUGCUUUUAAUUGCAUUGGUUUUUAAAAUUCACACGUAUUCUUUGUGAGGACAUCCGCCUCUCCGAAAGGGGCGACAAGGAGUCGUAUUUCAUAAAUGCACAUGUUGGAUCCUGGUCUGACUUCUUCAGAUAUUUUGGGGGACCGGUGGGGGACUCGGAGGCACAUCUCCCCUUUUUGUGAGAUAAAUGGAUGGAACCUCCUUAGCUUUUUUUUAAUGUAAAUACCGGAGACUCUUUUACUGCUUUCUGUCUUAGUUGGACCAGGACAUUAACAAAAAAUAACGUUUUGCCUUGCAGAGGUCAACCCUCGCUUGUCUUUCCUGUGGGGAGGUAUUUUUGUUUAUUACCUUUUAAAAUAAUUAAAAGUUGCUAGAGUGUUUUAGUAAGGGCUUGAUUUAAAUUACACACAAUCAGCUGGUGUGUGUCCGUGUGUGCGCGUGCGUGUGUGCGCGUGCGUGUGUGCGCGCGCGCAGUGUGGCCUUCACAGGUCUUUAAACUUGGUGGUGCAGGACAGGGCUUUUAUUGUUUGUUUUUUUUUUUAAAAAAAAGGAAACGCAAACCACUAUUCUAAUAUGUAUAUUGGACUGUAUAUGUGCAAAUAAAUUUGAUUUGUAGUAGAA